Molecule: messenger RNA, 929 nt
Organism: Lactuca saligna
Lineage: Eukaryota; Viridiplantae; Streptophyta; Magnoliopsida; Asterales; Asteraceae
Source: the annotation of a GenBank genome assembly
GCAUGGCAGGGCGAAAUAAAUACACAUGGACUACCGAAGAGGAUGCAAUGUUGAUUGAAUCAUUGUUGGAGUUACAUGUAUCUAGAAAGUAUGGUGGUGCCGACAACGGAUUCAAACCCGUUUAUAUGUAGGUCGUGCAACAAUUAUUAGAUACAAGUCUUCCUAACUCAGGUUUGAAAGUAGAGCCUCAUAUUAAAUCGAGGAUGAAGACAUGAAAAAACCAUUUCAUCAUCAUGAACGGUAUGGUAUACGGAACAAACACGAGUGGAUUCGGCUGGGAUACGGAUAAAUGUUUUGUUACCGCUGAUGCUGAAGUUUGGGAUGAGUACAUAAAGAGUUAUAAAGUUGCAGCAUGUUUUCGCGAUAAACCAAUUCCACAAUUCGAUAACCUAUGUAAAAUAUUUGGUAAGUAUAGAGCUACUGAUCUUGGAGAAGAUGUAACUGAAGAGACACAAAGAAACUCGCCUGUUGAUGUGGAAGGGUUGGAAGAUAUUGUUGGAGAGACGCAACAAAAUGCUCGUGGAAAUAGUAAACGCAAAAGGCCUCCAACAGAUGACAUUGAAAGAUCUUAUAAAGAAGUUGCAGAAUAAAUGAAAGAAACACUCAAGGAGGUUGGUGAAAAACUUAUUGAAACAAUAUACAAUAUAGGAAGACAAGAAAAUAAGAAAAUGUGUGAUAUGAUAGAUAAAGUAAUCAAAGAUAUACAACGCAUGCCAAAUAUCGAUGUCAAACAGUGAAUUACGGUGAUUGACAUGUUUAGCAAAGAUAAAUUUCAUGCCAGGUCGUUUUUAAAGAGGACAGAAGAAGAAAAGAUUUGUUACAUGGACAUGAUAGGGGAUGGAUCAAUAUCAUGAUUAGGUUAUUUUAAGUUAUGUUUUUUUUUAGUUUUUACGAAUAUUGAAGUUGACUCUUUGCACAUUCUGUAUUGG